AUGUCAAGCGCAAAAGUGACACACGGUCGUGCCUUUCGACGUACUGAUGACUAUACUCCCGGCACACCCAAAUUGAAAUUCGUGGAGGAAGCAUUACCGCUACCACUUGCUCCCACGGCCGUUUUGAUCAAGGUUCAUGCCGUAGCUCUCAACUACCGCGAUGCCAAUAUUGCCAAUGGAGGAAAUCCAUGGCCAGUCAUAGCCAAUGGAAUCCUGUGCAAUGAUGCAGCGGGUGAGGUCAUUGCUAUUGGUGACAAAGUCAAGUGUUUGUCUGUUGGAAAUAGGGUCAGUCCCGUUACAGACACCGGAUUUAUCUCAGGGCGCGAGGGGAAACGAUCGUGGCUGGCGGCAGAUGAAGAUGGUGUCAUGGCGGAUCAUAUCGUCUUUGAUGAGGAGUGUCUGAGUAAAAUCCCCGACUACUUGAGCUGGGUUGAUGCUUCUAUAGUACCAUGUGCUGGCGUGACUGCCUGGUCGGCGUUGAAGGGCAUGGAGAUUGGGCAGACGGUGUUGAUUCAAGGAACUGGAGGUGUGAGUGUCUUCGCCAUGAAGCUUGCAAGAGCUGCAGGACUUCGCAUUAUUUUGACCUCCUCAAGUGAUGCAAAAUUGGAGCAAAUGAAAGAAAAAUAUUCAAAUCCACCGAUCCUCACUGUUAACUAUGCACGGACACCCGACUGGGACGAAGAAGUCCUGAAGCUUACCGGAGGGGUAGGUGUUGAUAUCGUGGUCGAAAAUGGUGGAGCUGGAACCUUGAUGAAGAGCUUGAGAUGUACUCGACGAGGUGGUGUUGUCAGUCAAGUUGGAUAUCUUUCGAAACAGGUCGAACCAAAUACCUUGCGCGAGCUUGUUCCCACUCUCAUUGACCGACGAAUCAACUUGAGGGGCAUAAAUGCCGGCUCUAAAUUUGACAUGGAGGAUUUGCAUGCUGCCCUAGCUGCCGUUGAAACACCACUGAAUGAUCUUAUUGACAGGACUUUCUCGUUUGAGCAGGCCGAGGAAGCCGUGGAGUACGUAUGGCAAGGCAAGCAGAUCGGCAAGAUUGUGCUCCGUCUUUGA
Penicillium angulare is the source of this 1053-nucleotide messenger RNA. Its product is annotated as zinc-dependent alcohol dehydrogenase family protein. The transcript is spliced from 3 exons. NCBI's taxonomy places the organism in Eukaryota, Fungi, Ascomycota, Eurotiomycetes, Eurotiales, Aspergillaceae. Bases 1 to 1053 code for a protein of 350 amino acids. The record is from RefSeq and is a predicted model, not a curated record. Gene Ontology annotation, molecular function: oxidoreductase activity.